UAAGCACUAUAUAUAACAUUCCCAGUACAAUUUUACGGAAACCUCCGGCCCCGAACACAACCCGACCCACACGUCACCCAAAUCGACGCCCCUAAUCAAAUUCCAAAAUUAGGGUUCCGAAUUCGAAUCUGCUACCUCCGCCCAGCCCCAAUUUCUCCAAGAAUCACAUGCCAUGCCAAGGCCAUUCACAUUCUAGGGUUCCGCCGCGACCGUCCGAUGCCACCGAUUCAAAAAUUCUCCCUCCGCGGCGCGCAAUUGGGUAAACCCUCCUCCUCCGCCAUGGCGAGCGCGAAGCCCAAGCCCGACGACGAGUCGUGCUCGCGCUCGAUCAGCGAGACCGUCAACGGCUCCCACCGCUUCACCAUAAAGGGCUAUUCUUUGGCCAAAGGCAUGGGCGCCGGUAAAUACAUACUCAGCGACACCUUCACCGUCGGCGGUUACGAUUGGGCCAUUUACUUUUACCCCGACGGGAAAAACCCCGAGGAUAGCUCCGUCUACGUCUCCGUUUUCAUUGCGCUGGUGAGUGAGGGCACCGAUGUGAGGGCUUUGUUCGAGCUCACCUUGGUGGACCAGAGCAACAGUGGCAAGGACAAGGUGCAUAGCCACUUUGAUCGUGCCCUAGAGAGCGGGCCCUACACGUUGAAGUACAGAGGCAGCAUGUGGGGUUACAAGCGAUUUUUCAGAAGAGCAGCCCUUGAAACUUCCGAGUUUCUAAAGGAUGAUUCCCUUGUGUUGAACUGCACUGUUGGAGUUGUCAGAACUCGUCUCGAGUGUCCAAAACAAUUUGCAAUUACUGUACCACCAUCAGACAUGGGUGAAGGUCUUAAGGCUUUUCUAGAUUCUGGAGCUGGUUGCGACGUAGUUUUUCAGGUUGGUGAUGAGCAAUUUAAAGCUCACAAGUUGAUACUUGCUGCUCGUUCUCCUGUAUUCAAAGCACAGUUUUUUGGACACCUUGGUGAUUCGAGUGUAGAUAAAGUAGUCGUGAAGGAUGUUGAGCCCUUUAUCUUCAAGGCAAUGCUUCUGUUUAUUUACGCGGACAAGCUUCCUGAUAUACGUGAAGUUACAGGUUCAUCAUCUUUGUGCACAUUCACUAUCAUGGUGCAGCAUCUGUUGGCUGCUGCAGACCUGUAUAACCUAGAGCGACUGAAGUUGCUGUGUGAAUCAAAGUUGUGUGAAGAAAUCACUACUGAAACAGUGGCAACCACACUGGCCCUUGCUGAGCAGCAUCACUGUCCACAGCUGAAGGCUGUGUGUCUAAAAUUUGCAGCAAAGUCGACAAACUUGGGAGCUGUAAUGCAGUCAGAUGGAUACAAGCAUCUAGAAGAGAGCUGCCCCUCAGUGUUACAGGAGCUACUGAAGACAUUUGCAUCAGUUGAUGCAAAUGAAAAUUCAAGUUCAAGUAAGAAGAGGAGUGGCAGCAGCAUAUAUGGGCUAGACUUGCCAGCAGAUGGCAGUGGGGCUGUAGCAGAAUCAGCAAAUCCCAAUGGCAGGCGGUUGAGGCCGCGGCGAUAUUAAUGUACUGAGUUACCUCUAAGUACCACAGACCUGAAAGGCUGAAAGAAGUGGUCUUACGAACAGAACUGUAGUUAUGGAUGGUGGGCGAAUUGUAGUCACAUCUCAUCCUCCAAUCUGUGUUAGUGUCACUCCCUGUAUAAAAUUUCAAUGGUAAUCUUGGGGGGUGAAGUAUUUUGCCUGUGUUCAGGUUUGCUAGGGUACUGUUUGUUGUAAUCAGAAAUUUGUAUGGUUGUGUUCUGUAACUGUAUCUAGGAUUUGUAGAUCGAGUCUUAGUUUCAAUGGAAUGAUAUUAUUACAGAAAAGGCUAAAUAUCUAAACAAAUAUUUCAUCUGCAAA
Rosa rugosa (rugosa rose) is the source of this 1851-nucleotide messenger RNA. RefSeq names its product BTB/POZ and MATH domain-containing protein 3. The transcript is spliced from 4 exons. NCBI's taxonomy places the organism in Eukaryota, Viridiplantae, Streptophyta, Magnoliopsida, Rosales, Rosaceae. Gene Ontology annotation, biological process: protein ubiquitination. The coding region runs from base 217 to 1515 and encodes 432 amino acids. Gene Ontology annotation, molecular function: protein binding. The record is from RefSeq and is a predicted model, not a curated record.